AUGUUAAAGGGUCAUUGUCAACCCCAAGAUCAUGACUUUCCAAAACGACAAUUUGGAGUAACAAUUAGACGAUUCAAUCUUUCGUGGUUUAAAGAGUUCGGUAGUUGGUUGGAGUACAGUGUAGGGAAGGAUGCUGCUUAUUGUUUGUAUUGUUAUCUUUUCAGAACAAGUUCUGGAAAGCAAGGUGGAGAACAAGCAAGAAAUGCAUAUGUUACACGCCUUAAUGCAUCCAUUGAUUGUGUUCGAGUUCUUUUGCGACAAGGGCACUCAUUUCGAGGUCAUGAUGAAUCCGAGGAUUCUUCCAAUUCAGGUAACUUCUUAGUGCAAUUGCAAUUUUUGGCUGCUCAUAAUGAAGUUAUCAAUGCCGUCACAUUGGGAAAUGCUCCUCACAAUUGCAAAUUGACAUCACCUGAUGUUCAAAAGGAUAUAGUAAAUGCUUGUGCUAUUGAAACGAUCAAUGUUAUUAUCAAAGAUGUUGGCGACUCACUAUUUUCUAUUCUAGUUGAUGAAUCUUAUGUUGUAUCAAUGAAGGUGGCAAAGAAGAACAUCCCUAUUACUAACUUCUUUCGUGUGGUUGGGAACGUGAUAAAUACUGUUGGAGUAUCUUCCAAGCGUUAUGUACUUGCAAUGAUUGUUGAAGAUAAAUCUUGUUCUUGUAAUCAAAGAUCUGAUGCAACAAAUUUAUUGGAGUUGAUACAAAGAUUUGAUUUUGCAUUUAAUCUACAGUUGAUGAGAAGUGUGUUGGGGAUGUCAAAUGAACUGUCAAAGGCAUUGCAAAGAAAAAAUCAAAAUAUUGUGAAUGCAAUGCAAUUGAUUCAUGUACCCAACAUGGAUGAUAUGUUUGUACGCCUUGCAAUUCGUGGUCGCCCUCAGCAGGUAAAUACAGAGUUACUCCUUUGUGUAGCUUGUUUAUGCCCACAAGAUUCAUUUUCUUCUUUUAACAAGAAAAGCUUGAUUAGACUUGCUGAGCUUUAUCCAUUAGAUUUCUCUGCAGUAGAUGGCAUUUCUGUCAUCGAUUUACAACUUCAAGAAUUGAAUGAUCGUUUCUCAGAGGUAAAUACAGAGUUACUCCUUUGUGUAGUUUGUUUAUGCCCACAAGAUUCAUUUUCUUCUUUUAACAAGAAAAGCUUGAUUAGACUUGCUGAGCUUUAUCCAUUAGAUUUCUCUGUAGUAGAUGGCAUUGUACUUGGCGAUCAACUUGAGACUUAUAUUUUUGACAUACGCUCUAACAAAGAGUUUGAAGGGUUGAAUGGCCUUGGUGAUCUUGCGGAGAAGUUGGUUUUGACAAAGAAAGAUAAGGUAUAUCCAUUGGUUUACAGACUUUUGACUUUAACAUUGAUUUUACCGGUUGCUACCGCUACUGUGGAGAGAGUUUUUUCUGCAAUGAACAUCGUAAAGAACAGAUUGCGCAAUCGGAUGGGUGAUCAGUGGAUGAAUGAUAGCACUAUU
Olea europaea var. sylvestris is the source of this 1449-nucleotide messenger RNA. RefSeq lists its product as uncharacterized. The record is from RefSeq and is a predicted model, not a curated record. NCBI's taxonomy places the organism in Eukaryota, Viridiplantae, Streptophyta, Magnoliopsida, Lamiales, Oleaceae. The annotation marks the transcript as partial. The transcript is spliced from 6 exons. Gene Ontology annotation, molecular function: protein dimerization activity.